Lindgomyces ingoldianus is the source of this 1440-nucleotide messenger RNA. RefSeq names its product amidase. The transcript is spliced from 2 exons. The record is from RefSeq and is a predicted model, not a curated record. Bases 47 to 1327 code for a protein of 426 amino acids. Gene Ontology annotation, molecular function: hydrolase activity, acting on carbon-nitrogen (but not peptide) bonds, in linear amidines. Lineage: Eukaryota; Fungi; Ascomycota; Dothideomycetes; Pleosporales; Lindgomycetaceae.
GCACGCGGACCGAUUUCGCCGAGCCUCAAUUCCGUGUUUAGCAACCAUGGCCGCUUUGAAAAUCAAUUCUGAACGACUCAACUCCAUGCUGAAAUCCACAUGCACAUCAUGGGGCGCUUUGGGGGCACCGUCAACAGGGAUGAGUCGGUUGACUCUCACUCAGGAGGACAAAAAGGUGCGAGACUGGCUCAUUGGAGAAUGCAAAGCGCUGGGAUGUGAGGUUAGAAUAGAUCAGAUGGGCAAUAUCUUUGCAAUCCGGCCAGGGACGGCAAAAGACAAGAAACCGAUUGCGAUGGGAAGUCAUCUAGAUACGCAGCCUACAGGAGGAAGGUACGACGGCAUCCUGGGCGUCCAUGCAGCCCUCGAAGUCCUCUGCACUCUCCACGAGAACCAGGUCGAGACAUACUGCCCCAUCGCGCUGAUAGACUGGACGAAUGAAGAAGGCGCAAGGUUUCCGGGCGCGAUGAUGGCGUCUGGUGUAUGGAGCACUAAGAGCUCAACACCAUUAGAAGCAUGCUGGGGGAUACAAGACAAGGAGGGCGUAUCCAUGAAGCAAGCGCUAGAAGAUAUUGCAUACCUAGGAUCAACGCCAUGUGACUACCGGGAAAAUGGACUAGAAUCCCAUUUCGAGCUCCACAUCGAACAAGGGCCACUUCUAGAACGCGCAAACAAGACAGUGGGUGUUGUGACUUCAGUGCAAGGCAUGAAAUGGUACGCGGUGCAAGUCACAGGUGCGGGAGGCCACUCAGGAACCACGCCCAUGUUAGAUCGUUCGGAUGCACUAGUAGCAACUUCGCGCCUCAUUACCGCCGUUCGGGAUACAGCAAGGAAGACGGAGCUUGGUGUUGCGACUGUGGGCGUCAUUACCUGUGAUACAUACAGUCAGGCCACUAUUCCUGCUAGAGUAGACUUUAUCAUGGACAUCCGGUGCUCAACAGAUGAAAUGGUGGAUCAACUCGCCACGACUAUUUUCAAAACCUUCGACACCAUAAUCAAAGAAGAAAACAACGGCACUUCAUACGAGAUAAAGCGCACAUGGGGACUUCCAAAGUCCAUAUUUCAUCCACAAUGUAUCGAAGCGGUACGAGCGUCAGCCCUAAAGGAAGUCAGCGAGAAUCAGAUCAUGGAUAUGAAAUCUAGAGCGGGCCAUGAUAGUGCGUGGACGUCGAGAGUCUGCCCCACAAGCAUGAUCUUUGUGCCCUCUAAGGACGGCAUUUCGCAUAAUCCCAACGAGUACACUAGCCCGGAGCACUGUGCUCUGGGAGCGCAGAUCUUGCUGCAGGCGGUUUUGGGAUAUGAUGAGAAGGUGCGAAAGGGCGAUUAUUAGGAUAGGUAAUCGAGCUUGGUUGCAUCCUGUUGAGGCUCAUCAUAGCUUUUGACACUCCCAUGAUGACCUUCUGGUGUUGCGCACUCACACUAGCUUCCUUCCCUCCAAUGGCU